UGAUGAUGGGAUGGAUGUGAAUAUGGGCCAGUGGGCAGGCAUGCGAGUCCCACGCCUCGGCCUGGCCCUGCUGUUGCCUUUGCUGCUCUUCAAGCCACAACUCUGCUGCAGCCAGAGCACACAGGGGGCCCCACAGGAUGGACCUCACUUUGGCUUCACUCAGGCUGUCUACCAUGCCACAGUUUAUGAAAACUCAGCAGCACGCACAUAUGCCAACAGUAAAGUUAAAAUGGGCAUCCACUUGGCCCAGCGCUCCUGGGAGAUCCGGUACAGAAUCACCUCAGGUGAUGAUGAAGGGCUUUUUAAGGCAGAGGAGUUUGUGCUCGGGGACUUCUGCUUCUUGCGCAUAAGAACUAAGGGUGGCAAUGCAGCCAUCUUGAACCGCGAGAUCCAGGAUAAUUAUGUAUUGACAGUCAAAGCCUCUGUCAAGGGAGAGGCUUUCCUUGAGACCUGGACUAAAGUCAGCAUCCAAGUCUUGGAUAUGAAUGACCUACGUCCCUUGUUCUCACCCACCACUUACUCCGUCACCAUAGCGGAGAGCACACCUCUCAGGACUAGCAUAGCACAAGUUACUGCCACAGAUGCCGAUAUUGGCUCUAAUGGGGAGUUUUACUACUUUUUCAAGGAGAAAAUGGAGCUAUUUGCAGUACACCCAACCAGUGGAGUAGUUUCUCUUAGUGGAAAGCUAAAUAUUGAAGAGCAGAAUCGGUAUGACUUAGAAAUCCUCGCAGUGGACCGUGGCAUGAAGCUCUAUGGAAAUAAUGGGGUUAGCAGCACAGCGAAGCUCUUUGUUCAUGUAGAGCGCAUAAAUGAGCAUGCCCCAGUGAUGAAUGUGGUCACACACAACCCAUCUUGGCUUGACAAAAACCCCGUGUAUGCCAUGGUCACUGUUGAUGACCUAGAUGAAGACAUAAAUGGAGAAAUAGACUCAGUUGACAUUGUUGGUGGAGACCCCUCAGAGCAAUUCUUCAUAGAAAGAUCCGAGGAGGGCGAGUUUGCUAUCAAGGCUUCUGAGUCAGUAAAUUGGGAGCUAUAUCCUCAUGGCUUUAACCUCACUCUUCAGGCUAAAGAUAGAGGAACCCCACAAAAGUUCUCUGCUGUCAAGGUUGUCCACAUUACUGCCAAGAAACGCCAGACAGAGGAAGCGAAAUUUGAGCAAGAGUUGUAUGAGGUUAGCUUGAAUGAAAUCUCACCCCCAGGCACAAUUGUAGAAGCUGUAAAAAUCAAACCAGAGCCUGAUGAUGCGGAAUACAUCCUGGCACCGUCUGCAGAUUCAGCUUUCUUUCAAAUGAACACCUUAACGGGUGUCAUUUCCACAGCUAGGUGGUUCACUCAAGUGAGCCAGGAUGUCUUUAAUCUCGAGGUCAUGGAAAUAGACAGUGAGCUCAAAGUUAAAGUACGCGUGAUUAUCGAGGAUGCCAACGAUAACACGCCGACUUUUGCUCAGUCCUCUUAUGAGAUUUUUGUGAACGAAAGUGUGCCAGUUGGAACCAAUGUAUUAACCGUAUCUGCAGUGGAUGAGGAUAAAGGAGAAAAUGGAUACAUAACUUACAGCAUUUCUAGCCUUCAGCCAUUACCUUUCAAAAUCAAUCAGUUUUCCGGUGUCAUCAGCACCACUAAGGAGCUUGACUUUGAAUCGUCACCGGAGAGCUUUGUGUUUGUUGUCAGAGCAUCUGACUGGGGAUCACCCUAUAGACGAGAGAGUGAAGUCAAUGUAACAAUCCACUUGGAAAACGUAAAUGAUAACAAGCCAUUGUUUGAGAAUGUUGCAUGCCAAGGUGUGAUCUCAAGGGAUUUCCCAGUGGAUGAAGCAAUCACCACAAUGUCAGCAAUUGACAUAGAUGAGUUAGAGCUAGUGAAGUACAAAAUAAUUUCAGGGAACGAAUUGGGAUACUUUGACCUGAACCCAGAUUCAGGGGUCCUUGCACUGCAACAUUCCCUUGCCACAGCCAAUCCAAAGAAUGGCGUUUUCAGUCUAAAGAUAACUGCCACCGAUGGUGAGAACUUUUCUGAUCAUAUGUUUGUUAACAUCUCAGUUGUUCAUGGUAAAUCUCCUCCUCGAGGUUUCAACUGUAAAGAGACAAAGGUAGCCCAAAAAUUAGCUGAAAAGCUGCUCAAAAAGUCCAAAGCCAGCACCAAGCCCAAAAUUGAGGAAGGAUUCAUUGACCUUUUCUCUGUCAAUCGGCAAACACCCCAGUUUGACAAAGCUUUUCCCACAGAUAUUGCUGUGAUGGAAGACCUACCUGUUGGCUCAAGUGUUUUCAAGGUAAAUGCCUAUGAUGGCGACACAGGUUUCAACGGUCAGAUUCUACACUCGAUUUCAGAUGGAAACCCUGACAGUUGUUUCACCAUUCACAUGGAGACAGGCCUCAUUAGUGUCUUUCUGCCCCUGGACAGAGAAAAGAGAGAUCGUUAUCUCCUCAACCUGACAAUCUUUGACCUUGGCUUGCCACAGAAAACUGCGUGGCGUUUGUUAACUGUCUACAUUGAAGACGCUAAUGAUAAUGCACCCCAAUUUUUGCAAGAGGGAGGCUAUCGAAUUGUCAUACCUGAAAACACAGCCAUAGCUACAGAUGUCAUUCAGGUUGAGGCCACUGACAAGGAUCUUGGACCCAAUGGGGAGAUUGUGUAUUCUGUAUUGACCAGCACCACACAGUUUAGUAUCAACUCCACUAACGGCAUAGUGUAUGUAGCUGGCCAACUGGACAGGGAGUUCGUAUCUACUUUUAAACUGAAGAUUGAGGCUCGUGACAAGGCAGAGCGAGGGAGCCAGAAGUUUUCUGUGACCACAUUAAAAAUCAUAUUGGAGGAUGUGAAUGACUGCCCCCCACUAUUUAUUCCCAGUAUAUACAAAGCCAAGGCUCUAGAGGAUCUUCCAGUGGGAACAGUUGUAGCUUGGUUAGAAACCCUGGAUCCAGAUUUGGGGUUGGGAGGCCAGGUCAGAUACUCUCUUUCGAAUGACUAUAACGGAUGGUUUGAAGUGGACAAAGCCAGUGGAGCUAUCCGGCUGACCAAGGAGCUUGACUAUGAGACUCAGCAAUUCUACAACCUAACCGUAAAGGCCAAAGACAAGGGGAGGCCUGUGUCUCUUCUCUCUGUCACGUUUGUGGAGGUGGAGGUGGUAGAUGUGAAUGAGAACCUCUACACCCCAUACUUUUCCCACUUUGCCCUGACAGGAUUAGUGAAAGAGAAUGCCCGUAUUGGAACUACUCUUCUUCAAGUCACUGCUAAUGAUGAUGACACCGGCAGAGAUGGAGAAAUCCAGUACUCUAUACGUGAUGGCAGUGGGCUUGGAAGAUUUGCCAUUGAUGAAGAGACAGGUGUGAUCUACACCACCGACAUGUUGGACCGCGAGACCAAGGACUCGUAUUGGCUCACGGUGUACGCCAGUGACCACGGCGUGGUUCCCCAGUUCGCCACCAUCGAGGUGUUUGUCCAGGUUGAGGACGUUAACGACAAUGCCCCCCUGACCUCAGAGCCACUGUACCGACCCUCGGUGCCAGAGAACUCCCCGCGCGACGUUUCCGUCAUCCAGAUUCAGGCGCAGGAUCCUGACACCGCACCCGCCGCUGCUGCCGACAGGCUGAGCUACCGCGUCAUCAGUGGAAACCCACAGAACUUCUUCACCAUAAACAGCCGCACCGGUCUAAUCACCACAACCUCAAGGAGGCUGGACCGUGAACAACAAACAGAGCAUGUUUUAGAGGUGUUGGUGUCAGAUGGCGGUCCUAGCCCCAGACAAACAACAGUUUGGGUGAUGGUUCAGGUACUGGAUGAAAAUGACAACAAGCCCACGUUUCCAGAGAAGGUUUACCAGGUCAAACUUCCCGAGAGAGAGCGCAGGAAAAAGGGCGAGGCCAUCUAUCGGGUGUUUGCCUACGACCGGGACGAUGGGCCCAACAGUGACCUCUCCUACAGCAUCGUGGACGGAAACGAGGAGGGGAAGUUCUUCAUCGACCCCAAGACAGCUGUGGUAUCAUCGCGCAAAGCCUUCACUGCGGGGAGCUACGACAUCCUGACUAUCAAAGCGACGGACAACGGGCGUCCUCAGAAGUCCUCCACAGCUCGUCUGCACAUCGAGUGGGUCCGCCGACCUCCUCCCUUGACUCUCCCGCUGCUCUUCGACGAGCCAUUCUACAACUUUACUGUCAUGGAGAACGACAAGGUGGCUGAGAUUGUGGGCGUGGUGUCCCUGCAGCAGACUACCGCCCCCUUGUGGUUUGACAUCACAGGUCCCAGGUCUUUCCGUGAGAUGUUCUAUAUUCUGCAGAGCGCUUGUGGCAGGAACUGUUCCUCAGAAGGUGGGAACAGCGACAGCGCGUUCGACGUGGAGAAGGCCGCGGGCACCAUCGUCAUUGCUAAGCCGCUGGAUGCCGAGCAGCGCUCCUUCUACAACCUGACGGUGCAGGCCACAGACGGCACCAACACGGCGUACUCGCAGGUUCACAUCUCGGUGAUGGACUACAAUGACAACGCCCCCCUCUUCUCCCAAUCAACCUAUGAUGUCACCAUCUCCGAAGAUACACCACCAGACACUGAGGUUGUCCAGGUUUUAGCGUCAGACCGUGACGAGCAUCACCAGCUGACCUUCUCUCUGCAGAGCGCGAUAGACCCCAACAGCAUGCGUCUGUUCCGCAUCCACCCGUCCCUGGGCACCAUCUACACUGUUCAGAGGCUGGACCACGAGGCCUGCGCCCAGCACAUCCUCACUGUUGUUGUAAAGGACCAAGAGUUCCCGUAUCGGAAGAACCUGGCUCGUGUGUUGAUAGAGGUGGAAGAUAUAAAUGACCAUGUACCCAUCUUUACUAGUGCACUGUAUGAAGGUCAAGUUUACGAGUCAGCAGCAGUGGGAUCAGCUGUGGUCCAGGUAACUGCCCUUGACAAAGACAAAGGAGAGAAUGCAGAGCUACACUACUUUAUUGAAGCAGGAAACACUGGAAAUGCUUUCAGUAUUGAGCCAGUUUUGGGUAUCAUCACUGUUGCACGUGACUUGGAUUUGUCCAACAUAGGCCAUUAUGUUCUCACUGUCAGGGUCACCGAUAAUGGCUCCCCUCCCUUGUCCACCACCACUGUAGUGCGUAUCACCGUCACCCUCUCUGACAAUGCAGGUCCAAAGUUCCCUCAGCCUGAGUACCAAGCUGAGAUCUCAGAGAAGGCAGUGACUGGAACAUCUGUUACCACAGUCAACGCAGUCAGUCAGUCCACCCUCACUUAUGACAUUAAACAAGGAAACGCAGCCCGUGUUUUUCAAAUUAAUCAAUACAGCGGAGUGAUAACUACUCAAAAGCCUCUAGACUUUGAGACUUCAGCAUCUUACACCCUAACAGUCCGGGCUACCAACAUGGCUGGCAUGGCCUCGAAUUCUACUCUGUUAAUUCAGGUUGUGGAUGAAAAUGACAACCCCCCAGUGUUUCAGCUGCUUCAUUAUCAUGGUAGCAUCAGUGAAGCGGCACCAGUCAACAGUGUAGUCUUGGACUCAGAUGGCUCACCGUUAGUAAUAAAGGCUAUUGAUGCUGAUCGUAACCAAAAUGCUCUGUUGGUUUACCAGAUUGUUGAGGACACAGCAAAGAUGUUCUUUACAGUAGACUCAGGAACUGGCUCCAUCCGAACUAUUGCUAAUCUAGACCACGAGACGUUUGCCACUUUCCACUUCCAUGUCCAUGUCAGGGACAGUGGUAGGCCUCAGUUGACAGCAGACAGUCCAACUGAAGUCACAAUACAAGUGAUUGACACAAACGACUCACCGCCUCUUUUCACCCAGAAUGCCUAUGAAACAAUCCUGCUACUUCCCACCUAUGUAGGAGUAGAGGCAUUGCAGGUUUCAGCCGUAGACCCUGAUAAAGAUGUCCCCACAGAGCUUACCUACUCUCUGACUGAUGGAGCACUGGAAUACUUUGCCAUCAAACCUUCCAGUGGAGUCAUCAUCGUCAAGAACAAUAACUUCUCCAAAGAACGAUUCCGGUUUAGUGUCAGAGUUUCGGAUGGGAAAUUCUCCAGCAUGUCUUCAGUCACCAUACUUGUCCGAGAAGCUCUGGAUUCCGGCCUCAGCUUCACCCAGAGCCUUUACUCUUCAUCUAUUCAAGAGAAUGUGUCAAAUAUCACCAAAGUGGCUGUGGUCAAUGCUGUUGGAAACCGUCUCAAUGAACCACUGAAAUACACCUUGCUGAAUGCUGGUAACCGCUUUAGAAUUCGUCCUACUUCGGGCGUGAUCCAAACCACAGGUAUACCGUUUGACCGCGAAGAGCAAGAGUUUUAUGAACUGGUUAUUGAGGCAAGAAGAGAGCAUGACCAUCUGCAUGUGGCCAGAGUCAUGGUGAGAGUUCAAGUUGAGGACAUCAACGACAAUGCCCCUGUGUUUGUUGGACUUCCAUAUUAUGCAGCCGUUCAAGUAGAAGCUGAGCCAGGAUCACCCAUUUUCAAAGUCAUGGCAGUAGACAGCGACAAAGGCAUUAAUGGAGAGGUAUCUUACUAUCUAAAGGAUGACCAUGGUCACUUUGAGAUCAACCGACAGACAGGUGGUCUUACCCUCAAGAAGUCUUUUGAAUCUGACCUGUCCAACGUGGAAUACCAGAUGGUGAUAUAUGCCAGAGACGGUGGUUAUCCACCUCUUUCAACUACAAUAGAGUUUCCAAUCACUGUAGUCAACAAAGCCAUGCCUGUAUUUGACAAAUCGUUUUAUUCUGUUUCUGUGAAUGAGGACGUGGCUGUGCACACACCUAUCCUCGGCAUCAAUGCCACUAGUCCAGAAGGUCAGAACAUCAUCUACACGAUAGUUGACGGCGAUCCAUCUCUUCAGUUUGACAUUGGUUUUGACACUGGAGUCAUAAGUGUCAUCCACUCUUUGGACUAUGAAGCAGCAGCAUCUUACCACCUGACCAUCAGAGCUACAGACUAUCUAACUGGUGCCCGUGCUGAGGUUGACGUUGAUGUGAUAGUCCUGGAUGUAAAUGAUAACCCUCCCAUCUUUCAGAAGAUGUCCUACAGAGUUGUUUUGUCAGAAACAGCCAUGAUUGGAACCCCAGCACUUCAAGUCAUUGCCAAUGAUAGAGACUCAGAGAAGAACAGUGCUGUCCGCUACCAGAUCUUCUCUGAUGCACACAACAGCACAGACUAUUUUCACAUUGAUAGUAGCAGUGGAUUAAUCCUCACAGCCCGUAUGCUAGACCAUGAACUACACCAGAAGUAUGAGUUCAUUGUCAAGGCCACUGAUAAUGGCUUCCCACCACUAAGCAGUGAAGUAUCGGUCGUAGUUGUUGUGAAUGACAUGAACGACAAUCCUCCAGUUUUCAACCAGCUUCUCUAUGAGUCAUAUGUGAAUGAAUUAGCACCCAGAGGUCACUUUGUAACCUGUGUUCAGGCCUCAGAUGCAGACAGCUCAGAUUUUGACAAAUUGGAAUACGGCAUCCUGUCAGGAAAUGAAAAAAUGAACUUUGUUAUGGAUAAAAAGACUGGAAUCAUCACGUUGUCUAGUCACCAAAAGCAGAGAAUGGAGCCUGUCCACAGCCUCAAUGUUUCAGUAUCUGAUGGGGUGUUCACCAGCACUGCACAGGUUCAUGUUAAGGUGUUGGAAGCCAACCUGUACAGUCCAGUGUUUGGGCAAAAUGCAUAUGAGGCAGACCUAAGAGAGAAUGCUGCUGUAGGAACCAAGGUUAUACAGGUAAAGGCGACAGAUGCAGACCCUGGAAUAUUCGGCUACAUCACUUAUUCUUUUGUUAAUGAUGUGGGAAAAGACCAGUUCAACAUUGAUGCCAGUGGUCAGAUCACCACCGUAGAAAAGCUUGAUCGUGAGGACCCAGCUAAUAAGAAUAUCAUCCUGACAAUAGCAGCCCGGGACUAUGGCGGACGUGCCUCUUUCUGCACAGUACAAGUUACUCUGUUGGAUGAUAAUGAUAAUGUGCCUCGAUUCCACGCUACAGAGUACAGGGCUUCCGUCAAAUCUGAUGUGACUAAAGGAUUUUUGGUGACACAGAUUCAGGCUCAUGACCCCGAUGAUGGAACAAACGCCAAAGUAACAUACUCGCUUUACAGUGAGGCACAUGUUCCUGUGGUAGAUAUUUUAGAGAUCGACCCAGACAAUGGUUGGAUGGUGACUAAAGGCAGCUUCAGCCACUUGAGAAACUCUGUAUUAUCUUUUUUUGUGAAAGCUGUGGAUGGGGGGAAUCCAGUCCGACACUCUCUAGUGUCCGUUUACAUCCAUGUUCUUUCUCCAGAUGCCGUCAUUCCUCACUUCAGUCAACAUCAGUAUUCAUUUAGCAUUCCAGAGGAUACCCCCAUAGGCAUAGCAAUGGGUACAGUGCGCAUUAACCUUCCACCUGGACAUGACCCACUAACCGCUACCUUUGCCCUAGUUAAUGGAGAGACUGGAGAAAACAACCAAGAUGUGGUGUUUUUGGUGGAAAAGGACACUGGUGUGAUUAAGCUUGAUAAGUCCUUGGACUUUGAGGUGAUCAGAGAGUAUCAUUUCAAAAUAACUGCCACUGUACAACAGGCUAAGCUAGAUUCUGUGACUACUGUUGAUGUUGAAGUCAAAGUGUUGGAUCUAAACGACAACAAACCAGCCUUUGAAGCCAACUCCUAUGAGGCCACAGUUAUGGAGGGAAUGUCCGUUGGUACUAGAAUUAUUCAAGUCCAAGCGCUAGACCCGGACUCUGGCGCUAAUGGCCAGGUGACAUACAGUCUUGGGGCAUUAAUCCAGUCUGAAGGAGAUUCAGACACACUGGGUGGAACCUUCAGCAUUGAUAGUAACACUGGCUGGAUUUCAACACGUAAGGACCUGGACCAUGAAACGAAUCCAUCCUACACCUUCACAGUUGUGGCGUAUGAUCUAGGAGAAACCGUGUCUCUUUCCAGUACCACCACUGUGACUGUGGUAGUAUCAGACAUCAACGACAACCCGCCCAGGUUUUUGGAGCUGCACUACUUUGGUUCAGUUCAGGAGAGUGACCCGCCCGGCGAGGUCGUGGCAGUGCUGAACACCAGAGAUGAUGACAGCUCUGCUGUUAACCGUCAAGUCAGCUACCACAUCACAGGCGGGAACUACCGUGGUGUGUUUGCACUGGGCCUGGUUCAGGGUGAAUGGAAGAUGUACGUGAAAGGGCUGCUGGACCGGGAGGAACGCAACCGCUACAUCAUCAAUGUCACUGCCAGCGACGGACUCUUUGUUUCCCAGGCAACAGUGGAAAUCACGGUGAUAGACACCAAUGACAACAGUCCUGUCUGUAACCAGGCUGUGUACACUGCCUCCGUCCCAGAGGACCUCCCAGUCAACAGUGUGCUGCUGAGGGUUGGAGCUACAGAUGCAGAUAUGGGGAUCAGUGCUUGGAUCCAGUUCUCCUUACAUGGUCCUAGUUCCCAGGACUUCAGCAUAGACCCAGACACUGGUGAAAUCAAGUCAUCUGUGACUCUGGACCAUGAAAUGACGCCCAACUACCAUCUGGUUGCACAGGCAACCGAUGGUGGUGGGAGGUGGUGCCGUGCUGAGGUGCAGCUUGUAGUGACCGAUGUGAAUGACAAUCCGCCCAUCUUCACACUGCAACAGUACACUGCCAGUGUGUAUGAAGACACAGCCACCAAAGCCCUGCUCACCCGCAUCCAGGCCAUAGACCCCGAUGAAGCAGGUCCAGGCAGGAUGGUGAUCUACUCGCUGGCUGACUCCGCAGGAGGAACCUUUUCCAUCGAUAAAUCCUCCGGCAUCGUGGUCCUGGAACGUGUUCUUGACCGCGAGGUGCAGCCAGCUUAUCAGAUAAUAGUCCGCGCAUCAGACCAGGGCCCGCCGCUGCCUCUCUCCUCACUGGUUAACGUGACCAUCACUGUUCUCGACAUCAAUGACAACCCGCCUGUGUUCGAGCGCCGCGACCAGCUGGCGACUGUGCGAGAGGAUGUGGGAGUGGGCACUGAGGUUCUGAGAGUUUACGCUGCGAGCAAGGACAUCGGAACCAAUGCGGAGAUCACUUACAGUAUCCGAUCAGGCAACGAGCAUGGGAAGUUUCAUAUUCACCCACUGACUGGAGCCAUUUUGGUGGCCCAGCCUCUGGACUAUGAGACCUGCAGGGACUACUUCCUGACAGUGGAGGCUCGCGAUGGCGGCACGCCACCGCUGAGUGCCAUUACCACCGUGAACAUAAACCUGACCGAUGUCAACGACAACGCUCCGAUGUUUAGCCGCGACCUUUACAGUGCGGUGGUGUCAGAGGACUCCACCAUUGGAGACUCUGUAGUCCAGCUGGUAGCAGAGGAUGUGGACAGUCAAGUGAACGGCGCCAUCCUCUACUCCAUCGUCAGCGGGGACCGAGACAACCAGUUCUUCAUCGACCCGCUCAGUGGGGUCAUCAAAGUCAACAAACACCUGGACCGUGAAACCGUUCCCAGCUACUCACUGGCCAUCAGAGCUCUGGACAGCGGAGCACCGCCCAUGUCCUCCACCGCCAUGGUCAACAUAGACAUAUCUGACAUCAACGACAACCCGCCCACCUUCUCCCCGGCCAACCUCACCACUGUCAUACAGGAAAACAAGCCAAUCGGCACCACCAUCCUGCAGUUGUCUGUCAUUGAUCAAGACUCCUCCCACAACGGCCCGCCUUUUGACUUCCGCAUCCUGUCGGGUAAUGACGGUGCAGAGUUUGUGCUGGAGAACGAUGGAACACUGGUGGCCAAUCACGUGUUCAGAAGAGACCUGGCAACUAAAUAUGUUCUUCACAUACAGGUGAAAGACUCAGGGAAGCCUCAGCUGUCCUCGUCCUCCACACUCACUGUCCGGGUGAUAGAGGAGAGCCUCCACCGGCCAGUGGCGUUACCUCUGGAGGUUCAUAUCAUCACCAUGGAGGAUGAGUUUCCGGGCGGUGUGAUUGGUCAGCUUCACGCCACCGACGCUGACCCUUAUGAUGCGCUCACCUUCGGCCACGCUCCUCCAGCCCAACGCAGUCUCUUUAAGAUCAGUCCUCGAGAUGGGAAGAUCAUCGCCCUGGGCGGGUUGGAUGCGGGCAGGUACUCCCUGAACGCCAGUGUGAGCGACGGCCGCUUCGCUGUGCCCGUGCCGGUGAGCGUGCAUGUGGAGCAGGCCACGCCGGAGAUGCUGCGCGAGGCGGUGACGGUGCGCUUUGAAAGCGUCGCGCCACAAGACUUCGUGGCGUCGCACCUGAAGAGUGUGUUGAAGGUGCUCCAGCAGGCCGCCGCCUCCCAGCAGCACGACAAGCUGCACCUGCUCAGUUUGCAGCCGGUUGGAGGGACACAACAGCUGGACUUGCUGGUCGCCAUGGAAACAGUGGGGGGCGGUUACUACAAGGCAGCCUACCUCACCCAGAAACUGAGCGCCUCGCGGCGGCAGCUGGAGGAGGUCCUCAGGGUGUCGGCUAUCCUGGACAAGAACUGCUCCGGGCUGGAGUGUCGAGGCGCACAGUGUGAGCAGAGCAUCAUCCUGGACUCACACAACCUGGCUACGUACAGCACUCCGCGGGUCAGCUUCGUCUCGCCACGCUUCCAGCGGACAUCGCGCUGCACAUGCAAUGAUGCCACCUGUGCUGUCCUGACUGAACAGUGUGAGGACCAGCCUUGUCCAGCAGACAUGCAGUGUGUUUCAGUCGAAGCCACCAGAGGGCGAUACGCAUGCCAAUGUCCACCAGGCAAACUGGGAGAGUGUGCAGGCCAUUCGUCUCUGAGCUUCUCUGGUAACAGCUACAUCAAGUACAGACUGUCUGACCGAGUGCAGACGGAGCUGAAACUCAGCCUGAGGAUACGAACGCUCCAGAACCGAGGGAUCAUCAUGUAUACUCACACUGAGCCCUGCACUGUGCUCAAGCUGGAGGAGGGAAAGCUGUGGUUCCAGCUGGCCUGUGGCCUUGGCGGCAGCGGCGGUGGAGGCAGUGACAAUCCCAACAUGUUGGGCAUCUCGGGCCGACGCAUCAGCGACGGCAGCUGGCACACUGUGGCGCUGGAGCUCAACCGCAACUUCAGCAGCCUGGCUCUGGAUGACAGCUACGUUGAGCAGCGCCGCGGGCCGCCGUUCAUGCAGCCGCUCUCUCCGGACAGAACCAUCUACUUUGGAGCACUGGUGCAGCACCCAAACUCUCGCAGCCUCAUGGACUCCCAGAAGGACCCGCGGGUGCUGGAAGGGUUCCAGGGCUGCCUGGACUCAGUCAUGCUCAACAACAACGAGCUGCCGCUGCAGAACAAACGCUCGCGUUACGCCGAGGUGGUGGGUCUGACGGAGCUGAAGCUCGGCUGCAUCCUCUACCCGGACGCCUGCCUGCAGCAGCCCUGUCGCAAUGGAGCCACUUGCACCAGCUUGCCCUCUGGUGGAUUCUCAUGCAGCUGCAACCCACAGUUCACGGGCGCGCGCUGCGAGCUGGAGAUAACGGCGUGUGUUCCCAACCCCUGUCACAACGGUGGCGUGUGCAAGGCCAUCGGCAACGCUUUCCUCUGCAGUUGCAGGAGAGGAUUCAAGGGUUUGAACUGUGAGGAAGAUGUGAAUGAAUGUGACCGCAACAAUCCCGAGGGCGAGUGUGAGAACGGCGGCGCCUGUGUCAACACUCACGGCUCCUUCUACUGUAACUGCACAGCAGGCUUCGUGGGCCAGCGCUGCAGCCUGCGCCCUGUCGUCGUCCCCAACAUGCAGGCGGGCCACGCUGUCGUCGGGAAAGAGGAGCUGAUCGGCAUCGCCGUGGUGCUCUUUGUUAUCAUCACCCUCAUCAUCCUCUUCAUCGCGUUCCGCAAGAAGGUUUUCCAGAAGAACUACUCCCGGAACAACCUGUCUCUGGUCCAGGACCCAGCCACGGCGGCGCUCCUCAACAAAGCCAAUGGUGUCCAGUUUAAGACCCUCCACUGUUCACCUGGAGACCCCAUCAACCUGUACUCGGAGCCAGUGAUGGGGAGCGGCGGGAUGAUGGGGCCACCGCAGGUCCCCGUGAGGCCCAUGGCUUACACGCCGUGUUUCCAAGGAGACCCACGCUCCACGCUGGAGAAGAUGGUGGAUGGACGCGGUGUGGAGCACACGGAGAUGAGCACCUUCCACCCAGAGUCACCCAGAAUUCUGUCAGGAACCAUGAGAAGAGGGGUGGUGGUGUGCAGCGUGGCCCCGAACCUGCCGCCAGUGUCUCCCUGUCGCUCAGACUGUGACUCCAUACACAAAAGCCCGUGGGACAGCGAUGAGGGUAAGAUGGUUGACAUGGCAGAAGAGGUCACAUGCUUCUCAGGCAGCAACAAAGGCAGUAACUCCGAGGUGCAGUCUCUGAGCUCGUUCCAGUCGGACUCCUGUGAUGACAACGCCUCCAUAGUGACCGUCAUUCGACUGGUCAAUGAUGCAGUCGACACAAUCGAAAGUGAAGUGUCUGUCAUGGACCAAGGUCAAACCUACAACAGAGCAUAUCACUGGGACACGUCAGACUGGAUGCCUAGCACCAGGCUGUCAGACAUUGAGGAGGCGCCAGCCUAUGAGGCCGGUCCUGGCAGCGAGGUAUCAGGCUCGGCCCGCCGUCUUGGAGGAAGCACCCGCGAACUGGAGUCCGACUACUACCUGGGGGGCUUUGACAUUGAUAGUGACUACCCUCCUCCCCAUGAAGAAGAGUUCAUGAGCCAAGACCAGCUGCCACCUCCGCUACCCGUGGGUGAGGACUAUCCGGAGCCCUACACGCCGCUACCCACCAAUCCGCCAGUCUCCAAGGAGAGCACUCUGAGCUCCGGGAGCACUGGGCGUCAGCAUUCCAGGCCAAACUUCCAUCCCAGCCAAUAUCUGCCUCCCCAUCAGCUGCCUCUUGGGGAGGCGCCACAAGGGGACUUUGGCACUUGUGGCGUAACGCCAGGUAAUGGGGACACUGAUGACUCUGUGUCCCUGAACAUGCGACUGUCUGUCGGUGCGUCGUCGGCCUCAGACAUGUCGGUGCCAGGCGGGCUGGAAGAUUCUGAACACGGCAGCGAUUUCGACAGUAUGGACGAGCUUCGCCGCGGGGUGACGAUCACCACGGAGUCUCAGCAACAGACUGAGGUGUGACUGACCGGUCCCUCCAGGGAUGAUAUAAGGGCAUAAAAGUAGUGCAGUUGUCAGGAGAAGCACAGACGGAUGCUUCGUCAAGAACAAUAGGUUCUGCUACAAACACGUAUUGUCAGAAUGACCUUUUAAUCGCAAUAUCUUUGUUUUACAGUACCAAAUACAACAGAUUUACUGUUAGUAGUCCCGUCUCCACCGUGCAGAACUGUCCAGUUCCAAUAGGGAGUCAUUUGUGAUGUGAAAAGAAUGGUGUAGAGAAUGUCAGUAAGAAAGACUAAUGCAGCAGAGAGAGACGUGUACAGAGGUGCUCGAGAAGAACUGAAAGGUAAGAAAGGAAAAUCAGGAAUGUGAAAAGAUUGUGUAGUUGCCCGCUCCCUCACAGAUGCCCAUCAGACCAAUUCUUUUUAAAAAGAGAAACCCCCAGUUUCCCUCUUUUUCCUUCUUGGAUUUGUAAAUUUUGUAGCGCUCCAAGCUUGUACAGACUUUGUAAAAUAGGAUGACCUUGCAGGUGAAAAAGUAUGAAAUAAUGUUCUGGCCACAUUUCAAAAAGCCAUUUCUUAGUUUUGAUGUGGAAUGUGCUUGCCUCUUUUUGUUCCCCGUAAGUAUUAAGUCUCUCAUUGAGACGUGACAUUUCGCUGAUUCACCCUCAUUAGCACAGAAUGUUAUGUGUGUCAUUGAUCUUUCAUAUCUCUCGCUUUGUGUUGCGUGGAAGCCAAAAGCUAAUGGAAUGAUGUAUUUUAAGGCCUAUUAGACCAAGAUCACACAUCAAACUUGUCUCCAGAUAAAACGCGGUGUCUACAUUUACCUUUUAAAGACAGGAUCAUCAUUGAAUUGUAAUAUCAACUCGACAGGUUUCUGAGAGACAGUUAUUAUGGAACAUGAAGCUAAGUAAAGUAACUACAGCGCACUGCCUGAAAUAACAACAGUAAAGUCGUAAUAAUGCUUAAUUUUGCUGGACUUCAUUAUUGUAAUGGAGUUUUUUUUUCUAUAUUGUCGAAUUUAGGGUCUGAAUAAUCUCAAUAUCAAUGUUUUAUGUGGUGAAAAUGACAUAUUUAAGACAUGGUUGUGACAAAACUGUUUACCUUCAGAAAACAAUAUUGGCAA
This is a messenger RNA of Solea senegalensis (Senegalese sole), 15082 nucleotides long. RefSeq names its product FAT atypical cadherin 3a (gene fat3a). The record is from RefSeq and is a predicted model, not a curated record. The coding region runs from base 11 to 13981 and encodes 4656 amino acids. Gene Ontology annotation, molecular function: calcium ion binding. Gene Ontology annotation, biological process: homophilic cell-cell adhesion. Gene Ontology annotation, cellular component: plasma membrane. The transcript is spliced from 30 exons. Lineage: Eukaryota; Metazoa; Chordata; Actinopteri; Pleuronectiformes; Soleidae.